UUUUACACGUGCUAUUCGGCCAUACUGUCUUAAGUCUGCUAGUUGACAUUGCACGUUAUCUGUAGAUGUGCACCGCCAUGUUGGAUUUACUUUACUGAAAAUAACUGUCUUCUCGUAUUAGUUGAAUAACACUAAUUAAAAACAAUGGCUGAUAUUGAAGACACUCACUUUGAAACUGGAGAUUCAGGAGCAUCUGUAACAUACCCUAUGCAAUGCUCAGCUCUUCGAAAGAAUGGUUUUGUAAUGCUUAAGUCUCGUCCAUGCAAGAUAGUUGAAAUGUCUACUUCAAAGACUGGUAAACAUGGACAUGCUAAAGUUCAUCUUGUUGGUAUAGAUAUAUUUAAUGCCAAGAAGUAUGAAGAUAUAUGUCCAUCUACUCAUAAUAUGGAUGUGCCUUUUGUUAAGAGAGAGGAUUAUCAGCUUACAGACAUUUCAGAUGAUGGGUACCUCUGUCUGAUGGCUGACAAUGGAGAAUUGCGUGAAGACUUAAAAAUUCCUGAAGGGGAGUUGGGUGCACAGCUUAGAGCUGAUUUUGAUGCUGGAAAAGAACUACUGUGCACUGUGUUGAAAUCCUGUGGUGAAGAAUGUGUGAUUGCUAUUAAAACUAAUACAGCAUUGGACAAAUAAUUAAAGGCUGUGGAUCAUGGAAGGAAAGCGAUGGUUAAUGCUAUGAGUACUAUCAGGGCGUUUGUUGGGCGUGGUAUUGUCACUGUUCCAUACGCUAAAACAAUUUACUCCAAAAUUAAUGUAGCUAUUGGACUCAUGUUAUCAAAGCUUGUUUAAUUUUGUGAUUACCCCCUGGUGUAAUAAGCAUUAUGUUGAAAUAAAUUUCAUGAUAUUAUAAAAGAUUUUACAAGCUACAGGCCUCAGUCCUGAAGAAUUGUAACUUGAUAUCACUGUACUGCUGCAAUUCCAUUCCAUAGUUACUGCCCUGCUAUCAAGGAUUAUUGAAAACAUUGAAAUGUGCUUUUAACCUUGAGGCCCUAUUGUGAACUCGUUUUCUCGAGUAUGGAGUAGUAGCAAAUGUUAACCUGCUUUAACAGUACAAAUUGGUAAUUUGUUAAUAAGAUAUCCACAAGCUUAGUUGAACAGACAUUGCUGUGAAAGAGUAAGGGAACAGUGAAGGAACAGUUCAUUUAUUUGGAAUAUAAAUUCUAUGCAUCUGCAUACCAACACAUUUUGUGCAGCAAUCUAUUGUGCAUCACAUAAUCCCUUUCUGAAACUGAAUAAAACAUUUCAUAACAUUUUAAAUCUGCUUUCAACAUUAGUGUAUUCAACAUGCUGGAGUUGGAGAAAAAUAACAAGCAUUCCUGUCAUGAAUUUGGAAAACAAAUCAGGUGAUGAAUAAAAUGGACAUUGAAUCUUCAGAAUCUUUUUAUUCAUAGCUCAGUUAACCCAAGCUAAUAUCAAUAAGCUUUUGUUUGCUGUUAUUGCUGAUUACUUUUAAACAUUUGUUUUACUCAAAUUUUGACUAUGUUAAUGUAGCUAUUUGCUUAGUUCAGUUUCACAGUGAAUUACAAAUAGUUAGGGUGUACAUAAUGGAUGUGCAAUCAAUAGCCUACAUGUUUGUGUGCAUUUUGUCAAGCACAAAUUUAGCUAAAUACUUAAAAUAGACCUCGUUCGUUUAAAUUUCUUCUACCUUGAGACUCAAACUAUUCGGCACUCUGCAGUGCAUAACAUUUCAGCAAUUUAUCAAGAUCCGUUUCUUGUUUGUGAGGGAGGUUAUUUUGAUAUUUCAUUGCAAUGAUUUGUGAAGUAUUAUACAACUAGGGAAAUAUCUGCCACUUUAUAAUUUAUUCCUGAGAUUGUCAUUUUUUAUUUGUAAUCAAUCUGUGUUAUAAAUAUUGUGUACCAGGUGCUCGUAAAUUUGUAAUUAAACUUUUACUCAGAUUGUUGACGAGAAUUUCACAAUAAAGUUUUCUUACUAUA
Molecule: messenger RNA, 1929 nt
Organism: Schistocerca americana (American grasshopper)
Lineage: Eukaryota; Metazoa; Arthropoda; Insecta; Orthoptera; Acrididae
Gene: eEF5
Product: eukaryotic translation initiation factor 5A
Exons: 5
Coding region: 145-627 (160 amino acids)
Biological process (GO): positive regulation of translational elongation; positive regulation of translational termination
Molecular function (GO): translation elongation factor activity; RNA binding; ribosome binding
Source: RefSeq, a predicted model, not a curated record